AUGACUCGUGUAGUUGUGCCUGCGGAAGAGAUUGCAACAGCGAAUAUUGGUGACCUUACAGUGAUCCUCAAGCUGUUGCUACACUGUACUAAUGAUUUGGCAUCUACACUUGCUCAGCAAUGUCACGCUGCGAUUGCUGACCUACCAGAGGACAGUCGGCCCACGACGUACGACAGCCUUGUUGAUGUAGCACGGUUUUGUGUGGAAGAAGAGCCUGGGUGGGAUAAGGAGGCCAGUGAAAAUCUGGUAUCUUCGUAUCCCCGUUUAUGCACACUAUUUGGCGAGAGUGAACGCCUCACUUCGCUUUGUAGUCAAUACGAAUCACACUUCCUUGGGCUACAUUUUAUCACAAGUGAUGAGGUUCGGGAACCGGCUUUAGCGGCCGACGAACUGGAGAACUAUUUAAGACGGUGGAAGCCAUCUGAUGUAUUUAAAAAAGAUACGCCAGAAUGGCAAGCGGAAUUGGAACGUCUUUUAGAGGCCUUUUGGGACGUGGCCGUGGACCGUGCAUCCAACCUAGAGCCUGGACCUAUUGAUUCUACGGAGAACGAUACUCAUGAGCUGAAUGAACAAGAUGGUACUGGUGUGGAGCAUACAGUCCGGACUGGGACUGAACCUAAAGUUGAAGAAGACAGUGUAACACCUAACAAGCAAGCCCCAUUACAACCAGCCCAGUCGUCUGAUGUAAACGGUGUGGAUAUGACCUCUCUCGAUAUUUCUGACAAUAAAAAGGCAUCAUCAUCUUCUUCAACAAGGUUGACUGAUGCAGCCAUAAACAAGGAAGAAGAUGUACUUGGGACCGAUGAUGAGCCCCUUCUAUCUCUUGCCUCUUUUCGAGCUUUGGCUGUGGCAGCUCCUGUGUUGGAGCGGUUCUUCGAGCACGAUUUAGUCGCUUCUAUUCGCUUGGACGAAGUUGUUCGGUCGUUAACGGGCGGUGCGUACGCCUGGCACGCUGCUCCCCUGGCACCACGGAACAGCGUCACCGACACGAAAUCAGGAGCAGCUGCGCAUGGCACAGUGUCUCUGGCCUCCACGAUACUUCAUACGCCCUCGCUUGAUGCAGAUACGCCAGCAAGCUACUCCCGCGAUAUUACAACAGGCACACGUGGAAAGGUAGUUGGUUUCUUAGGUGGUCUGCUUGGCGAAGAAGGCAAGACGAGAAUGGAUGCCUUAGCUGACCAGGUUGGGUUACGCUUGCAAACUCAUUCCGUGAAAGGGCCACUUCCAAGCUUUGCAGAAUCCGCUGUGCCCGUGGAAGAAACGCGAAACACCUGGCGAAGUGCGCUAUUGCGUGGCGCUUCUGCUGCAGCGGGUGCGGUGACGGAGAAAAAACCCAGCACCUUCGGAGGUAGGCUAGCUGGUGCCUUUGGAUCAUGGCGACGCGACAAUGGAAGUGAUGAUGCCAAAGAACAAACCAUUACGGCCGACCCUGUGCCUGAAGAAGAUCACAUGAUGCCUGAGGUGCGAAAGACUAUGAAAGGAAGUGACCUUGCUAUGGAAGGUCCUGAAGCGGCAGUGGAAAGUCUCCGAGCCGCCAACGAGGCGCUGGCGCAAGAACGAGAUACUUUCAUAAUUGAUGAAGUUCAAUCCACUGGUGACAUCUCUGGCGAUAUCGACGAUGAUGGCGCGAGUGAUGUGGAGGACUUGGAGACCCUCGAACAGGUUGACAGGGACAAAAAUAGCGGACUUCAAGGGGUCGAAGCAAGGCAGGCACAAGACUUACGAAAUGUCGCUGUCCAAUAA
This is a messenger RNA of Malassezia pachydermatis, 1743 nucleotides long. RefSeq lists its product as hypothetical. The record is from RefSeq and is a predicted model, not a curated record. The transcript is spliced from 2 exons. Lineage: Eukaryota; Fungi; Basidiomycota; Malasseziomycetes; Malasseziales; Malasseziaceae. The coding region runs from base 1 to 1743 and encodes 580 amino acids.